GCCAGGGCCGCAGCUCAGCUGCUCCGGGUCACGGAUUUAACGCAUGAAGCUCUCGUAGACGAUAUCCCCACGACUAAGAGGGACAUGUACUACAAAGAUGUGCCUUUGUUCAAGUCGCAGACCGUUGUUAACCGCUUGGUCGACGAUAUGGCGGCUACGUUCGAGAUCGGCAGAGCUGAUAUGAACGUGCGUGCCGCAUCGAAAGGCCUUUUCGCGGGAGAGAACUUGGUGAUCCACCUGCAGGACGGGGCAGAAAUACGGGGCAAUGAUUCCGAGGGAAUGCUCAUUCCAGCUGCCGAAGAGAUCUCGCACUUUGAGGUAAAGGAUCACAUCACGUGGGUCCUAAUCGUGGAGAAAGAGGCUAUUUUCCAAACGCUUUGCCGGUAUAAAUUCGCGAGUCACGCGUCCCUGCCUGGUGAGGGAGUUAUCAUCACGGGCAAGGGAUAUCCCGACGUUGCGACCCGUCAGUUGGUGAAGACUUUAUCUGACAACUUGCCAACACACGUGCCAAUGCUUGCCUUAGUAGACGGCGAUGCCUACGGUCUUGAUAUACUGUCUGUCUACAAAUUUGGCAGCGCAAGUAUGCGCCAUGAGAACGAGAAGCUGGCCGCGUCGCGCUUGGAGUGGCUCGGCAUCUGGUCCAGCGAGUUGCUAGAGCUGGGUGUAGACCGGGACGCCCUGAUCCCUAUCACAACUCACGACGAGAAGAAGGCGCUAGCCAUACUGCGACGCCCUGAGGAGAUUCUGCCCAAGCGAUGGAGGCGUGAAAUGCUGCAUAUGUUGCAUCUGCGUCGCAAGGCAGAAAUCGAGGUCCUCAGCACGUCAGCGACCAAGACCACGAUGCCUGCCCUGGUCGCCUAUUUGUGUAGGAAGAUAUCAGAGGCUGUUCUAGUGCUAGCAGAUCUGUCGUGA
Gloeophyllum trabeum ATCC 11539 is the source of this 912-nucleotide messenger RNA. RefSeq names its product topoisomerase acting in meiosis. The annotation marks the transcript as partial. The record is from RefSeq and is a predicted model, not a curated record. Gene Ontology annotation, molecular function: DNA binding; DNA topoisomerase type II (double strand cut, ATP-hydrolyzing) activity; ATP binding. Gene Ontology annotation, cellular component: nuclear chromosome. The transcript is spliced from 11 exons. Gene Ontology annotation, biological process: meiotic DNA double-strand break formation; reciprocal meiotic recombination; meiotic DNA double-strand break processing. Lineage: Eukaryota; Fungi; Basidiomycota; Agaricomycetes; Gloeophyllales; Gloeophyllaceae.